AUGGCUGCCUCGUGGCUCAUUCGUUUGUGUUUUCUGACUGUUAAUGUUCUGAUCCAAAGUUUACUUGUGAAAUCUAACUCGGACUUCUGUGCGAGCGUGUUUGAAAGUCAGACUGGUAAGUUAAGACCUGCUGCUUUAUAAACAGGUUUUCUAAAACGUUUUCUGUGUCUCUAGGCGCAAACAAAAUACCGUUUUUUAGGAAGUUUGGUCUUAAGAGGAAUCUUUUAUUACAUCUUUUUUCUCCCUCUAUUUCACGCAAAGAGCAGGGGCCAGAACUGGACUAGAUAACGUAAACAAGCUUGCACAAGAAGCAUUUGCUUUUCCCGACUAUAUCUGAUAUAAAAAUUACUUACAUCUCCUAUCCCUUCUAUUUUUACUGUUGACGAUAGAGAAGACGUUGCCAUGGUAGCAAAAUGUUUGGAUGACAACAAACCGAAAACUCACUUAAAAAGUAAAUUCGCACUGUUUCAAACUUCAUCGAUCUUAUUCAAUUUCAUUUCAUUUGUCAAAUGUUAGCGAAAUUUUCGGGGUUGAAUCCGAAGGGAUCGUACCUGAGUUUAGAAAAAGAAAAAGGAACUUUUUGUGCUUUACUCCGUAAAGCGGACGCGUGAUAUUUGGAAGUUUCAUGUCGCAGUCGUGCAGCGAUGGCGAAAAAAUGUGCAAAAAAGCGUGAUGCACGUGCAGAGUUGUUGUUUUACUAAUAUAAACUUAUUGCUUUUUGGCCGUUCUCGUUGCCGCCGCCGCUGUCGUUGUUGCCUAAGCUCACUUUUGUUGUGAUCCAAACAUUUUGCUACCAUGGUAACGUGACGCCACACUUCUCCUCUCUGUUCCCGCUUGUAUCUAAUCCCAAUUUAGCAAGCAAGUAUAUCUUUUAAUGUUAUAAAAAUGUACAGCUAAACUGAAACAAUAUGUGUGCCCUUGGUUCGUUAAACUCUACUGUUUCACUGCAUAUUCCUCCAUUUUAUAUUACUUUAUCUUUCAGACCAUGUUUUAGUUGGUCAUGUCAUGAAUACAUCAACUGUUGCUGACGACUUUGAAUGUCACCAAAAAUGCCUCGGAAAUAACAGCUGCAAAUCAUUUAAUGUUCAUCCCGGUGCAGAUUUUUCUAAACGAGUUUGUGAGCUGAACAACAAAACACGGAAGACGACGCCAGAUAACUUUAAAGAAAAGAAAGGAUCUUCUUAUUAUGGACAUGUUAAGGUCAGUUCUACUGUUUGAACAUAAACCAUCGCUUUUACAAACUUAGGCAUAAAAACUUAACCAAAAACAACUUAAAAACAUGUUCACGGCGGUCACCCUGUUAUGUUUCACAGUUUCCGGUUCAAAAUCUCUGGAGUUUCGAGGUCACCUUAUCAAGUGAACUUACUGAUGUUAGAAGAGAUUGCAGAACUCUUAUAUUGUAAAUAGUACUUUUCUCGUUCUUGGUUCUUCAGUUAUAUUUUGGCUGAUUAGAUCUCUUUUCUAGAGAUCCAACGUUUACUACUAGCAGGAUCCUCGUCCACGGUUUUUGCAGUUAGUUUAAUCCUUUACUUUUGAUAACAUUUUCCUUUGAACGUUGAUUUGUCGUACCGGUUUGUCUGUUGCUUAAAGUAUAUAUUUGUUAUUACCGCACGGUAAAUAUUGCCUAUGGUAGGAAAUGGAAAGGAUGUACAUAUAUCACCAUAUUUACUAGCAUUGCUUUUAAAGCAGACAAAAGUGGUAAGAGAAAGCACAUAAUGACGUUAUCAAUAGUUUCCAGAUAUUGUUUGAUGUUUCUCAUUUCGAUUUGUUAUUUUCUUCUCAGGUUACCUGCCAAGAUCUGCCCACUAACAAGAAAAAACAAACUGGUCAUCGCCAUCCUGACUUUACCAAAAAACCAUGUGAAAUUCGUGAGAAACACUUACAAGUCUAUUUUUAA
Messenger RNA from Porites lobata, 1897 nucleotides. Lineage: Eukaryota; Metazoa; Cnidaria; Anthozoa; Scleractinia; Poritidae. The record is from the annotation of a GenBank genome assembly.